Syzygium oleosum is the source of this 948-nucleotide messenger RNA. RefSeq names its product probable cinnamyl alcohol dehydrogenase 1. Lineage: Eukaryota; Viridiplantae; Streptophyta; Magnoliopsida; Myrtales; Myrtaceae. The transcript has 5 exons. The annotation marks the transcript as partial. The record is from RefSeq and is a predicted model, not a curated record. Gene Ontology annotation, molecular function: zinc ion binding; oxidoreductase activity, acting on the CH-OH group of donors, NAD or NADP as acceptor.
UUUGACAGAGCUGCGGGAAGCGAUGACGUAUCGGUGAAAAUCAUUCACUGCGGCAUCUGCUACGCCGACGUGGUGUAUACCCGCAACAAGAUAAAGAACUCCGUGUAUCCUUUGGUUCCCGGACAUGAGAUCGUGGGGAUUGUACAAGAAGUGGGUGGCAACGUUGGCAAGUUCAAGAUCGGAGACCAUGUGGGCGUCGGAACCUAUCUCGACUCGUGUAGAGCUUGCGAGAAUUGCGAGGAUGCGCAAGAAAUUUAUUGCUUAAGGGGAGUCACGAUGACAAUCAAUGGCACUUAUGAGGAUGGUUCGAUUACGCAAGGAGGAUAUUCUAGUUUCAUAGUCGUCCACGAGAGGUAUUGCUACAAAAUACCUGAAAAGUAUCCACUUGCUCUAGCAGCACCUUUGUUGUGUGCCGGAAUCACGGUCUACACUCCAAUGAUUCACCACAAGAUGAAUGAACCGGGAAAAUCAAUAGGAGUAAUCGGAUUUGGUGGGCUUGGUCAUCUGGCCGUGAAGUUCGCUAAGGCCUUUGGAUUGACUGUAACUAUUUUCAGCACAAGCAUCUCCAAGAAAGAUGAUGCCUUGAAUCUGCUAAAAGCAGACAAUUUUGUGAUCUCAUCUGACAAGGAUCAAAUGGCUUUGUCGAAAACUCUGGACUUCAUAGUCGACACAGCAUCUGGAGACAACCCAUUUGAUCUAUACCUACCAUUGCUUAAGACAGGAGGAGUCUUAGCUUUGGUUGGCUAUCCGGGCAUGAGGACGGUUUCUGGAAGUUCAGUCGGCGGUACAAAGCGAACCCAACAGAUGCUUGAAUUCUGCGGCCAGCACGAGAUAUAUCCUGAUGUCGAAGUCAUUCCCAUUCAAUAUGCGAAUGAAGCUCUUGAAAGACUUCAAAAGGGCGAUGUGAAGUACCGCUUUGUUAUAGACAUCGAGAACUCAUUAGAGUGA